AGAAAUGGCGAAAUUGAAUCUUUCAACAAAAAAUGAGAAAUCUUUUAUCAAGGAGUCGAAAUGUUGGGCUCCUUACCAGAAGGAAUAUGUAGAAAAUGUGGACACAUGUAAUAGCAAGACGUCCAACAAUGAGGAAGAUGAGAAAACCAUUAUGGAAGAUUUUGCAAAAGAUGUCGAAAAAUGCGAUAUCGAUAUUAGUGUCCAUCAGUUGAUGAACAAAUACAGAUAUGAAGCUGAGGUGGACGAAUGGCAGGUAGCAUUUUCCGGAGAAGAGAAAAGGCCUGAGGUUGGGAUCACUUCUAAAUUGGAUAAAACGAAAUUGCCAGUGUCUAGAAGCAUGAAGUCAUCACUGAAUAACGAAGAAAUAAUUUUAAAGAAAGAAAGACAUUCCAAGUCCUCAAAAUCACCAAACAGCGCUCUGAAAUACACAUCAAAGGAUACAAUACAUGAGAGGAAACAGAAUGAAACUUACAGAAGAACUGGGCAACGAAAUACAACACGGCAUUAUAAAGCUAAAGAGGAUUCUGUAACGCACAGAUGCAGAGCACCGAAAGGGAGCUUUAGUCGUCAAUUAUUCAAGAAAGAAAUUGCAAAAUCUUUUAAACAUAGAUUGAAGACUCGACAAAAGCUUUUAUUUGAAAACAAGACAUGUCACUUGAAAAAGACAACAGUUUACAAGACACCAUUUCAAAGAAAGAAAAACAAUUGGUUGUACAAAAUAUUUCUCUUCCUGAUACUGCUACAAAUGACGACAGCCCAACAAGACUCUGCAUCCUCUGGUCCGAAGCAGAUGGACAAAAGUGACCAGUCCUUGCAAAUAACUCUAACAGCGCCAGGGACACUAGUGGUCACUUGUGGUGCCAAUGUUAUACAAAUACAUCAGUACCCAUCGCCUGUCAAUAACUCUGAAAAACCGGAAGUGACGUUGAAGGCUCAGGACAAGGGACAGUCUCAAAAGUGGACGGAUAUGGUCAUGGACGGAUUAAUGCUGUUUGGGCUUUUUGUCAUGUAUGGCAUGACCUUUUACGGAAGGAAGCUAUGUAGGGUUACUGUAAAGCAUAAAGAGAAACUGGUAUUCACCGUUGUCGUGAAAAAGGAUACAACGAUCGACUGCAUAUUCAGAUUAGUGCAGAAAUGUCGGAUGACCUCUCGCCAAGGAUCAGUAGAAGGUUAUUUUAGAAAUAGAAAUUGUCCAUUUCUUAACCCCAAGAAGUUGAUGAAUGAUGUCCUUGACCCCGUUGAUGCCAUUGAUAUUUGUCUGAUCUUCGUAGAAGCUACUUGAAAAGUAUCUUGUUUGAAAGAGUUCUUGGUUUGAGGACAGUAUAUUGGUUUAUGGGAUUCAAUAUCAUUGUUGAAUUAGUUUUCUUUUGAUACACACAUAUUCGUACAUUGUACAGUUUAUAAAUAAUGAAAAUUUACAUUUCGUAGAGGACAUGAAUUCUUUGUCCUCUUCGUAUCAUUUUAUACCACCAUGAUGUCAAAGUAUUUAAUGAUAUAUAUGGAACAUUAUUUAUCAUUGCAGUUUUAGGUUGAGGUUUAGGUGAAGUUUUAUUAUACAAAAUAACCAUUUUAAUUUGUUUCACUAAUUUAUGGCACUUAAUUUUCGAUGGAACUUUUCGUAGUGAUAUUACUGAUACUUUCGAACUUCAUAUGUUAUGGCCUAUAAAUUCUUGGAUUGCCUAGAACAUCUACGAAAGAUGGUCGCUCAUUUUUGUCGUUAAAAUGUGUUACUAUGUUAAAUUUGUAUGUAAUUUGAAUCUUUAUGUUCAAUUAGACUAGAAUAAAGUAUUAAAUCGUUUCAGAAGAAGGACUUUAAGAAAUCAAUUUUGUACAUGACAACAAUAAUGCAAUUAAUUACAAUUUUCCAACAUCAAAGUUGCAGCUCAUAUUGCUUUAAAUGAUCACCAUGUCACUGUUUCGAAACUUAUAUGACAUGAUUUUGAAAAUAUAUAAAUUAGACCAUAACAUUUGUUUCGGACUUCUUUUGUAAUCAUAAAUAACUUCCUUUCUAAAUCUUUUAAAUUAUAUUCAGUUUGGUAGAAGAAGUCAAAAUUUCUUUCAAUAUGUAUACAGUGUACGGCCCAAAACAUUGAUCUUAAAUGUAAAUUGAAA
Messenger RNA from Saccostrea cuccullata (small rock oyster), 2112 nucleotides. RefSeq lists its product as uncharacterized. The coding region runs from base 5 to 1282 and encodes 425 amino acids. Lineage: Eukaryota; Metazoa; Mollusca; Bivalvia; Ostreida; Ostreidae. The transcript is spliced from 4 exons. The record is from RefSeq and is a predicted model, not a curated record.